Plasmodium cynomolgi strain B is the source of this 4149-nucleotide messenger RNA. RefSeq names its product high molecular weight rhoptry protein-2. NCBI's taxonomy places the organism in Eukaryota, Apicomplexa, Aconoidasida, Haemosporida, Plasmodiidae. The coding region runs from base 1 to 4149 and encodes 1382 amino acids. The record is from RefSeq and is a predicted model, not a curated record. The transcript has 10 exons.
AUGAGGCUUCCCCUCCUUCUGAGCCCGCUUACCCUUCUGUGGUGUGCGCGCGGCGGGAGUGCGCUCGAGCUGAGCCACAGUUUGUCCAUAAAGAAUGCGCCAGAUGCAAGCGCAUUGAAUAUCGAAGUGGAAAAGGAUAAAAAAAAAAUCUGCAAAAAUGCAUUUCUAUACAUAAACGUAGCUGAACUAUUAUCUCAAAAUGAUGAGGAGUCAUAUGUACAGAAAUGUGAAGAACUAAUGGACACGAUAAAAAAUGAUACUCCAGAUGAAACAGCAGAAGCAGAGAUAAAUGAAUUCAUACUUAGCUUACUCCAUACACGUUCUAAUUACUCCAUAAUUAAUGAAGCAGAUGAACAAGUAUUGAAGAACCUCCUUAGGAGUGUUAAUGGAUCAAUAAGUGAGGAAGCAGCAUUGAAGAGAGCUAAAGAGUUAAUCGUAUUUAAUCGAUUCAUAAAAGAUAAAGCAAAAGUAAAGAACGUUCAGGAAAUGUUUGUGUUAAGUAGUAAAGCAGAUGAAUACAUGAAUGAUGCAAAAACAAAAAUGAUAGAAAAUAUUGUUGAUUCCUUUCAGCUGUUUCAUAACUACUUAGUAACUUGGGGAUCAGACAUUAAAGUCGUGAAGAGGUAUGCAACGGAAACGUUUUUGUCUAUUAAGAAUGAAAAAAUUUGCAGUGACUAUAUUCAUUUAUGUCAGAAAUUUUAUGAACAGGCCAGCAUAUACUAUAGACUGAAAGUAAUUUUUGAUAACCUGGUGACAUAUGUGGAUCAGAAUUCGAAGCAUUUUAAAAAGGACAAGUUAUUGGAACUGCUCGAUAUGGACAAGGGCUUUUAUCGUGAAUCGAAGGUGCAUAAUAAUUACGUGUUGGAAGACGAGACGGUGAUCCCGGUUUUGCAACUCACGGAUAUUUACAAGGGACACAAAUGGGUUGUAAGAGUCGUUCAUGAUGGAAACAGCAAGCUUAUGCACGGCAAUGACAUUGAAGACAAAGAAGUUAGACAGAAGUUCAUUGUCACGAUGAAGAACAUUCGCAGGGACCUCAAUGACGAGGGGCUUUACUCCGACUUGAUGAAGACAGUUAAGAACUACGUGCUUUCCAUCACGCAGGUCGACAACGACAUUUCCAACCUCGUGCGCGAGCUUGACCACGAGGACGUGGAGAAGUGUAAGGCGGGAGCGGCGUACGGGCUGCAUUAUGAGCGGCUCCUCAUCGACCUGAACUUCUUCCUCUACUACGGCUUCCUCAAAAUCGAAGAAGACAAAAAUAUGAUCACCUUCAACGACGUGUCCCCCACCUUCAUCAAUCUGUACAGAGCCAACCACAUUCUCUUCCUCUAUCUCCUAAAGACAGGCUUUGAGGAAAACAAAAACUCAGAGUAUCUAGCUUUCAAAUUUUACAAAAACAUAGGAUAUAAAAAGAUACCCAAUGAUAAGAUCUACAGUCUCUUCACUGGAAAAGGCUCCCUCACAAACCUACCGAAACCAUCUCCCGAAGUUAUGAAGGAGCACUUUCUGAGCAUCUUCCCUAGCUUGCCCGACAACUACGAUGCAAGUGCCAAGGAGAUUCAGAAAUUUCAUCUCUUCUUUGCUAUGGCUUUUAAGGACUGCAACAUUAACCAGGGCUACUCGGCCAUUUCGAAGGAACUCUGGAGUGAGCUCCUCUACGCCUUUGACCACUUCGGAUGGUUCUACGUCCACCCACAGAACAUCAUUUCGAGUCUUUCCAAAACGAGCUUCGUCAGGCAGAUGCUGAUCAGCCGAAACUUCAUCCUGAAGAACAAUGAAGCACUGAUCCUGCUGGAUACCCAAGUAGCUAAACUAAUGGACCUAAUCCACCUCUCCAUGGAAACAGACAAAUCAAGACACGCACUAGACUUCUCCAUCUCCAGCAAAUUCUUUCACUACGAAAACGAUUACAACACUCUGAAGGAAAAUGAUAAAAAGAGACUCAUGUUUACAUAUGAUUACAUCGAUUCCAUUGCCAACAACUAUUACUUCUUCAGUGAUGUAAAAUAUCAGGUCUUCAAAAGUACGUAUGAAAGCCGAUUCUUCACCACCUUCCCUAAUGUGUACAGUCUUGCUUAUCAGCUAUUCAACGAGCUAGCCAUCAACAUGAACGUGGUUACCAAUGCACCUCUAAAGAAAAAACUCAAAGACAAAUCCAAGUACGCCUGGUUCACCUUGCUUAAUAUAAUUGGGAAGAACCACGAUAUUUACUCUAAAGGUCCUCGCCUGGUCUUCGCGGCCUACAUGCUGGCGCUAGUCUACUUCAUCGAGUCGCACAUCGACAUAUCUCGAUACCAACCAAAGGAGUACUAUUUCAUGAAGCAAUCUCUACCCCUGAUCGAUAACGUGCACAAGAACGGCUUCACUAUGCUCAAGAAGAGAUGCGACAUGCUAGUGAAUUUCAUUAAGAUAAACAAGACGCCUCUGAAGUAUCAGCAAACGAACAUGGAGGAGUAUAUUAAGCUCAUGAAUUUAACUGCGAUCGUUUUGUGGGGAAAGGAGAGUAAGAAGUCUGUGUUCUACGAUGACGACGUUAGUCUGUACAAGAAGCUGAUGAUUGCCUGUGUGUUCAACGGGGGCAAGACGGUGCAGGAGAAGGCCAUCGAGAGCAUCAACAAAUCGUGCGACGUAAAGUUCUACGGACUGAACCCUAAGAAGCUAGACGAAUUCAUAGAUAUUAACAUGAGCAUAAAUAAAUGGAACCCACUGAUUCUGGAGAAACAAGCGCAGUCCUUCAUCCUAAGUUGCAAAACACAAAAGCUUAUGUAUAACAAUAUUAACGUAGAGAAAAUAAAAUUGGAAAAUUUCUACAAAUUGGCAGAUGCACCAGAAAUGAUUAAGACAUAUCAUUGCUUCAAAUUGGGUCGACAAGCUGCAUCUUUACUAGAAUCCAUUAUCUUAAAAAAAAAGUUUGUCAGAUUCAGAGUUAGCGAUGCCAUGGAUGUGUAUGAUUUUUUCUACAUAAAUAAAGUCCUUUCAAAUAAUGUUCGCAAUGACUUCGAAGAGUUUCUAAAGAACAAACAGGCCUAUGAAAAGGCUCAAAAUGAAAUCAUAAUCACCAAUAGUCCCUUGGGUGCCGAGAAGACCAAGAAGCUUAUUGACGAACACCAAUGCUACUGGUUCAGCAGCUACGAUAACUUCAAAAUUUUGUGGAUGCACGUCUCCAGCAACAUGGGAACCGGAACAUACUUAAAAAACUUCUUCUCAGAAAUAUGGCAAAACCUCCACUUCUUAUUCAAGAAGAAGGCCACGGUGAAGGAUGUGGAAUUCUUCGCAGGAGACCUAUCCCAACAGGAGUUGAUCGACUACUACUCGCCGCUAGUCCACUCAGAAUCGCACUGCCAAGAGAAAAUGCAAUCCCUGUUUGUAUCAUUAAGAGAUAAUGAUGAGCAGAACCGUGUGGAAAUUCCAGACAAAAUAAAAACAGCCUAUUUUCAGUGCAAGCUGGAUUACUACAAAAAUUAUCACACAGAUAAAACACACUUAAUUAAAUCCAGGGACUUCCUCGAUAACAGGGUGUAUGUUCUGAAGCAACCAUACUACCUCAUUAGCAAUAUCGACAAUACGCAUAAAAACAAGUUGCUUCGACUUUUUGUAACGGAGAGCACACUGGAUUAUCUUCUCCUAGAUAAUAUUGAUAUCCCCGAGUGCUUCGGACGUUGCACCAUCGACCAUUUCAAUAGGGUUGUACUUCAACAAGGAAAGACCAACCAGCAUGAUGAAGUAAUACAGAAUGCGUUGGUCCCAGAAAACACCGCUUCUAAAAAGAGGAAAGAAAUGACUGUAUAUGUUAAUAACAUAUAUGUACACAAUUUAAAAACGGAUUACAUAACCAAGGAGGAAAUUACUAGAAAGGACAUUGAGGAAAAUAAGGUGAAGGUCUGUCUAGGAAUGGGUACCUACUUCAUGAAGAAUUUCCUCACAGAGCAGCAUUUCAAUUUGAGCUACAAGCCCGUCUUGGAUUUUAACGCAGAACACAAUUUUAAAGUCUUCCUGAAGAAGAAUGAGUCUCAGCUCUCCAAGAAUGAGAACGACAUUUGCUACGUCAACUACGACUUGGCCAUAACCAAUAUAGAAAUCACCGACCCGUACCGCGAAAUCAGCGAAAAUUUGAUAAAAAAUUUGUACAUCUUAAAAAAUAAAUAA